Enterobius vermicularis (human pinworm) is the source of this 528-nucleotide messenger RNA. The record is from the annotation of a GenBank genome assembly. NCBI's taxonomy places the organism in Eukaryota, Metazoa, Nematoda, Chromadorea, Rhabditida, Oxyuridae.
AUGUUGACGAUUACUAAUCCGUGUAGUUUGCCAAAGGACAGAGGAAAUCAGUGCUCUAAUGCUGCUCCAAAAAUUCAAUGGUUCUUCGAUACAGAAACUGUUUCAUGCCUACCUUUCCGAUACUUGGGCUGUGGUGGAAAUGCAAACCAAUUUAGUACUAGACAAGAUUGCUCGCGACGAUGCGUUCCUAGUACAGAUUUUGUUUAUCGAUUGGACUAUGGAUGGUGUGCUUUGAAAGGAGAGCCAUAUAAAGAACCUAAUGGUACGAAUCGUUUAUGUCCUCAAACGGGCUGUCCGGAUGAAUACCGAUGUAUCCGGCUUGCGUUCUUCGGCAUAUGCUGCCCAAAACAAACCGAAGACUUAUUUAAUAGAAAUAUAAGUCCACAAGACCAUGACAAGAAAGCCUUUACAAAGACGCUGGAUUCUUACCAACAACCGUUAUUGGGUAAAUCUUGUGAGGACGAAUUUUGCCCACCAAAAACCCAAUGCGUGCAACAGGAAGUUUUAGCAUACUGUCGAACUCUUUAA